Messenger RNA from Protopterus annectens (West African lungfish), 6450 nucleotides. RefSeq lists its product as uncharacterized. The transcript has 27 exons. Gene Ontology annotation, cellular component: precatalytic spliceosome. Gene Ontology annotation, molecular function: double-stranded RNA binding; single-stranded RNA binding. NCBI's taxonomy places the organism in Eukaryota, Metazoa, Chordata, Ceratodontiformes, Protopteridae. The record is from RefSeq and is a predicted model, not a curated record. Bases 364 to 6405 code for a protein of 2013 amino acids.
CAAAUUAAACGCCCUGCAAGAUGCGCAAACCCCACUUUAAGCCCGUCUAAAGUUUGCAAAACUUCCUCCAUAUGACGUCUAAUGUGGCGGGUAACCUGUUCAUCAACGUGCUGGUGGUGUCAAUAUUAUUUUCAGUAAAACCAGUGGCCAGUAGUGCAAGUGUGUGUGUGAUGUAGUGCUGGCAUCACAAUCGGCAUAAUUAUACAAUCUAUGACGGCCUAGUUCUAGAUCGACCAAAAGUUUGGAGUUAGUUAGAAAAAUAUUUCUGUCUGCGAGUCGUACAGGAGAUUGUUGGCUGUGAAAACACUAUUUACUUAGUUGUGAGCUAUUUUGACUUUACUUGCGUUGAGCUAUAAGGUAACCAUGACUGCUUUUUUCAAAGUUGACCGUUAUAUUAAGACCUUGCACUCUUCAGUUUAUCCUACACCAGAAGAAUUGAAGGAAGUGCACAACAUGGUUUCUCAUACAGAGCUUGCUUUGAAAGCCAUUUCUGAUUUGUUGGAUGUGGAGGAAAAAGGAAGUGAAGGAAUUCAUGCAAGCAAGGAAGCUGAGUUUGUAGAAAGUGCCAAUAAAGCGGAAGCCAAAUAUCAAGAGAAUGGUCAUGCAGACCUUCUGCCAGAAAUUAAACAGCACACUAGAACUUUGCGAGGAGUUAUGCGUACUGGGCCCAUAGUUACGGACCUUCUGUUGAAAGGGGACAUGGAUCUACAACUGGUCCUGCUGUGUAGGAACAAACCUAGUGCCAGCCUCCUGAAGAAAGUUGCCACUCAUCUUUCUCUACAGUUUGCUUCAAUCACUGAAGAAAAAUACAAAGUAACAGAGUGCAUCAAAGAAGCUGCCAUUGUUGUCAAGAAUUCUAAACAACCACCUUUAAUACUGAAAAUCCUUUUGACUUCCACUGUUGUCAGAGAGGAGCUUGAGAAGAGAGCAGACAGUGAAACACCAAGGGUCAGCGACCCCUCGGAUGUUCUGGACAGUCAAAAAUGUCUUGCUGCCUUGGCAUCACUCUGGCGCACCAAGUUUUUUCAGGUUAGAGCUGCAGGACUGAAAUCAUGUGUGAUUAUUACUAGAGUUAUGAGAGAUCUGUGCAACAGAAUGCCUGCCUGGAAACCACUUAAAGGAUGGCCUCUUGAACUGAUAUGUGAGAAAGCUAUUGGUACAGCCAGCCGGCCAAUGGGAGAAGGAAUGGCCUUUCGAAGGGUCCUGGAAUGCCUUGCUUCAGGAAUUCUUCUGCCAGAUGGUCCAGGUCUUUAUGAUCCAUGUGAAAUAGACUGUGUUGAUGCAGUUGGUCAUCUGGAUAGACAACAGAGGGAAGACAUCACUCGAAGUGCCCAGCAUGUUUUACGCAUGGUUGUGUUGGGUCUAGUUGAUAAGAUAUUUACUGAGGAUAACAUACACCCAAAACAAGGCAGAGAUUAUAAUGAUAACACAAUGGCUUCUUCUUUAUCAAAAAGUCCUGUCGUGAUUCUGAAUAACAUGUAUCCUGGCCUGCAAUACAUACUGAUCAGACAGACGGGCCCAGACCAUGAUCCAGAGUUUACUAUGGGGGUUAAUGUGGCUGGCAAAUCCUAUGAGGCAUCAGGACCUUCUAGAAAGAUGGCUAAAUAUUGUGUGGCAGUAAAGGUGUUGGAAGACUUGGGCUUACCAACAAAUACAGAAUAUAUUGCAGAGGUUGAAAUCAAUGGUGAAACAUUUUUUGGUACAGGGAGAAAUAAGAAAACUGCGAAAGCACAUGUUGCAAUGUCAGUGCUUAAAAGACUGUAUUCAGAUAGUGAUGUAGCACCUGCUGAGACAGCAAAGGAAAUACCUGCCAUGGUGAGCAGAGAAGAAGCCAUGCCAUGUGUAAGCAACAUAGAAACAAAGACCAUGCCAGAGGCUGGAAAACUACUUGGUCCAGUUUUCACAAGAAAUGGGAAAAGUCCUGUGUUGGAACUGAAUGACUGGCGAAAAGGUCUAAAAUAUGAAGUACUGUCUGAAUCUGGUUGCUGCCAUGACAAAUGUUUUAUCAUGCAGGUGGAAAUCGAUGGGCAGAUGUUCACUGGUGAAGGACCAAAUAAGAAAAUAGCGAAGGCACAAGCUGCACUGGCUGCACUUGAGACACUCUUCCUGCAUAAUGAUGUCCUGCCUACUAACGGAGAUAAGAAGGAAAUGGCUCCUUCAGUGGACAGAAGAGCAGAGGCAAUAGAAACAGUGUCGGAGGUUGAAAUUGAUGACAAGGCAAUAUCUGAUGAAACAGAAAAGGAAAUGCUUGCCAUGGUGGACAGAGAAGUAGGAUGUACUCCAGAGGUGAGCUACACAGAGACAGAGAACAUGUCAAAGGCUGAAAAACUACUUGGUCCAAUUUUCACGAAAAAUGGGAAGAAUCCUGUGUUGGAGUUGAAUGACUGGAGAAAAGGUCUAAAAUAUGAAGUACUCUCUGAAUCUGGUGCUUGUCAUAAUAAGCAUUUUAUCAUUCAGGUUGAAAUCGAUGGGCAGAUGUUCACUGGUGAAGGACCAAAUAAGAAAACCGCAAAGGCACAAGCUGCAUUGGCUGGACUUGGGACACUCUUCCUACAUGAUGAUGUCCGACCUGCUAACAGUGAUAAGAAGGAAAUGGUUCCUGCAGUGGAAAGAGCAGAAGCAGUACACACAGUGUCAGAGGUUGAAAUCAAUUGCAAUACAUUUUUUCAUGCCACGGAAAAGGAAGUGCCUGCCAUGGUGAACAGAGAAUCCACGCGAGAGAUGCACUACCCAGAAGAAGAGACCAUGGCAAAUGAAAACUAUCCAAAAGAAUCAACAGUAGAGAUUAACUGUAGAGUAGUAGAAACCAUGUCAGAGGCUCAAAAACUGCUUGGUCCAGUUUUCACAAAAAAUGGGAAGAAUCCUGUGUUGGAAUUGAAUGAGUGGCGAAAAGGUGUAAAAUAUGAAGUACUGUCUGAAUCCGGUGACUGCCAUGAUAAACAUUUCAUCAUGCAGGUUGAAAUCGAUGGGCAGAAGUUCACUGGUGAAGGACCAAAUAAGAAAACAGCGAAGGCACAAGCUGCACUGGCUGCACUUGAGACACUCUUCCUACAUGAUGAUGUCCGACCUGCUAACAGUGAUAAGAAGGAAAUAGCUGCUGUAGUGAAAAGAAGAACAGAAGCUAUGGAAUCAGUGCUGGGGGUUGAAAUUAAUGGCAAGGCAAUAUCUGAUGAGACAGAAAAGGAAAUGCUUGCCAUGGUGGACAGAGAAACGGAAUGUACUCCAGAGGUGAGCUGCACAGAAACAGAGACCAUGUCAAAGGUAAGGUACAGGGAAAAAGAAUCCAUGGUAGAUGUAAAGAACAGAGGAGGUGAAACCAUUUCAGAGGCUGAAAAACUACUUGGUCCAAUUUUCACAAAAAAUGGGAAGAAUCCUGUGUUGGAGUUGAAUGACUGGAGAAAAUGUCUAAAAUAUGAAGUACUGUCUGAAUCUGGUGCCUGUCAUAAUAAGCAUUUUAUCAUUCAGGUUGAAAUCGAUGGGCAGAUGUUCACUGGUGAAGGGCCAAAUAAGAAAACAGCGAAGGCACAAGCUGCACUGGUUGCACUUGAGACACUCUUCCUACACGAUGAUGUCCAACCUGCUAACGGUGAUAAGAAGGAAAUGGCUCCUGCAGUGGAAAGAACAGCAGAAGCAAUAGAAACAGUGUCAGAGAUUGAAAUCAAUGACAGUACAUUUUUUUAUGACACGGAAAAGGAAAUGCCUGCCAUGGUAAACGGAAAAGCAAAAUCCAUGCAAGAGGUGCACUACCCAGAAGAAGAGACCAUGGCAAAUGAAAACUAUCCGAAAGAAUCAACAGUGGAGAUUAACUGUAGAGUAGUAGAAACCAUGUCAGAGGUUGAAAUUGAUGGGCAGAAGUUCACUGGUGAAGGACUAAAUAAGAAAACAGCGAAGGCACAAGCACUCUUCCUACAUGAUGAUGUCCUACUUGCUAACAGAGAUAAGAAGAAGAUGGCUCCUACAGUAGAAAGAAGAGCAGAUGCAAUAGAAACAGUGUGGGAGCAGGUUGAAAUCAAUUUUGAGACAGAAAAGGCAAUGCCUGCAAUAGUGGACAGACAAGUAGAGUCCAUUCCAGAGGGGAACUACACAGAGGCUGAAGCAGAGUCCAUGCCAGAGGGGAGCUACACAGAAGCUGAAGCAGAGUCCAUUCCAGAGGGGAGCUACACAGAAGCUGAAGCAGAGUCCGUUCUAGAGGGGAGCUACACUGAAGCUGAAGCAUACUCCAUUCAAGAGGGGAGCUGCACAGAAGCUGAAGCAGAGUCUGUUCCAGAGGGCAGCUACACAGAAGCUGAAGCAAAGCAAUUUCCAGAGGGGAGCUACACAGAAGCUGAAGCAAAGCCCAUUCCAAAGGGGAGCUACACAGAAGCUGAAGCAGAGCCUGUUCCAGAGAGGAGCUGCACAGAAGCUGAAGCAGAGUCCUUUCCAGAGGGGAACUACACAGAAGCUGAAGCAAAGCUCAUUCCAGAGGGGAGCUACACAGAAGCUGAAGCAGAGUCCGUUCCAGAGGGGAGCUACACAGAAGCUGAAACAGAGUCUGUUAAACAGGGGAGCUACACAGAAUCUGAAGCAGAGUCUGUUCCAGAGGGGAGCUACACAGAAACAGAAGUGGAGCCCAUGCCAGAGAGGAGCUACACAGAAGCAGAAGUGGAGCCCAUGCCAGAGGGGAAGUACACAGAAGUAGAUGUGGAGCCCAUGCCAGAGGGGAACUACACAGAAGUAGAAGUGGAGCCCAUGCCAGAGGGGAGCUACACGGAAGCUGAAGUAAAUUCCAUUCCAGAGGGGAAUUACACAGAAGCUGAAGCAAAGCCCAUUCCAGAAGGGAGCUGCACAGAAGCUGAAGCAGAGUUCAUGCCAGAGGGGAGCUACACAGAAGCUGAAACAGAGUCCGUUACAGAGGGGAGCUACACAGAAGCUGAAGCAGAGUCUGUUACAGAGGGAAGCUACACAGAAACUGAAGCAGAAUCCAGGACAGAGAGGAGCUACACAGAAGCAGAAGUGGAGCCCAUGCCAGAGGGGAGCUACACAGAAGCAGAAGUGGAGCCCAUGCCUGAGGGGAGCUGCACAGAAGCUGAAGCAGAGUCUGUUACAGAGGGGAGCUACACAGAUGCUGAAGCAGAGUCCAUUCCAGAGGAGAGCUACACAGAAGCUGAAGCAAAGCCCAUUCCAGAGGGGAGCUACACAGAAGCUGAAGCAGAGUCCGUUCCAGAGGGGAGCUACACAGAAGCUGAAACAGAGUCUGUUACAGAGGGGAGCUACACAGAAUCUGAAGCAGAGUCUGUUCCAGAGGGGAGCUACACAGAAACAGAAGUGGAUCCCAUGCCAGAGAGGAGCUACACAGAAGCAGAAGUGGAGCCCAUGCCAGAGAGGAGCUACACAGAAGCAGAAGUGGAGCCCAUGCCAGAGGGGAACUACACAGAAGUAGAAGUGGAGCCCAUGCCAGUGGGGAACUACACAGAAGUAGAAGUGGAGCCCCUGCCAGAGGGGAGCUACACAGAAGCUGAAGUAAAUUCCAUUCCAGAGAGGAAUUACACAGAAGCUGAAGCAAAGCCCAUUCCAGAAGGGAGCUGCACAGAAGCGGAAGCAGAGUUCAUGCCAGAGGGGAGCUACACCGAAGCUGAAGCAGAGUCCAUUCCAGAGGGGAGCUACACAGAAGCUGAAGCAGAGUCUGUUACAGAGGGGAGCUACAUAGAAGCUGAAGCAGAGUCCAUUCCAGAGGAGAGCUACACAGAAGCUGAAGCAAAGCCCAUUCCAGAGGGGAGCUACACAGAAGCUGCAGCAGAGUCUGUUCCAGAGGGGAGCUACACAGAAGCUGAAGCAGAGACCGUUCCAGAGGGGAGCUACACAGACGUUGAAGCAGAGUCCGUUCCAGAGGGGAGCUACACAGAAGCUGAAGCAAACCCCAUUCCAGAGGGGAGCUACACAGAAAUUGAAGCGGAGUCCAUGCCAGAGGGGAGCUACAAAGAAGCAGAAGUGGAGCCCAUGCCAGAGGGGAGCUACACAGAAGCAGAAGUGGAGCCCAUUCCAGAGGGGAGCUACACAGAAGCAGAAGUGGAGCCCAUGCCAGAGUGGAGCUACACAGAAGCUGAAGCAGAGUCUGUUCCAGAGGGGAGCUACACAGAAGCUGAAGCAGAGUCCAUUCUAGAGGGGAGCUACACAGAAGUAGAGCCCAUGACAAAGACUACAGUUUCUCAGGAACUGAAUGUUAUAAUUAGACACAAUCAGCACAUGGAGUCUGCACACAAUGAGACCAGGAAUGUAAACUUUGAGGUCCCCCAUAAUCAACAAAAGGAUGGCACAGACGGUGCCAACACCACAGCUACUACCUCAGAUAGUUCAACUCCAUUGAAGCAAAUUAUUUUUGGUUUUAAACGUUUUGGUGUUGCUGUUAAAAAACUUUUUAGCCGAUGAUUUAAAAAUCCUUCUCGAUUCAAUAAAAUCAUACAUGUAACCUAA